Molecule: messenger RNA, 1740 nt
Organism: Zea mays
Lineage: Eukaryota; Viridiplantae; Streptophyta; Magnoliopsida; Poales; Poaceae
Exons: 4
Coding region: 1058-1396 (112 amino acids)
Cellular component (GO): chloroplast
Source: RefSeq, a predicted model, not a curated record
UAGGUUGGCUGUAUCGGAACUUUGCGAUUUCAUCCAAAAAGAGCAGAACACUACGAGACUACCUCCUUCUCUCCAAGUCGUUGUCUUCUUCGGUUCUUCCUAGCGUCUCCCCGUUCUUCUCUCCGUAGUAGCUAACAGUAUAGUGUGGCCUCGCAUGGAGACUUUCCCUCCUCGCUGGCCCCGCAUCUGGCCCGGAUUAACCGCCUUGGGCUCCCUCCCCAGAUUGCCCCACCCACCGUCAGCCUCGUCAGGUAUGUCUCGUGUUCCCUAACCUUGACGCUUCUCCCUUCUCGGCGCCUGCUUCGUUGGUUGCCUUCAGCGGACGCCGCCGAUUCGGCUCUCCUGUUCGGCGCCCUCCCCAGAUUGCCCCACCCACCGUCAGCCUCGUCAGGUAUGUCUAGUGUUCCCUAACCUUGACGCUUCUCCCUUCUCGGCGCCUGCUUCGUUGGUUGCCUUCAGCGGACGCCGCCGAUUCGGCUCUCCUGUUCGGCGCCGUGUCUUGCGACAGACAAUGCUACAUUCUGGAGUACAUGGAUUAGAUGGGUGUUGUGCACUGCUUUUAUAUGGAUCUAAUGAUUGUGGCCUUGAACGUUCUCGCCAGGCAUAUCUCAUGUUUUUACAUGGAUUAGAUAAGUACAUGAAUCUUUAUUUAGGCCUGUUUGGUUACUUUAGUCUAGGGACUAAAGUUUAGUACUCCAUAUCCAGCUUGAUUUGAGGGACUAAAAGUAUCCAUAACGCAUUAAAUGACUCGUAAGAAACCAAAAUGCCUCUCAUCAUUCUCUGGCAUUAGAGCAUCUGAAAUAAAUGAGAGCCAAAAGUGGAAUUAAUAUGGUUUAGUCCCUUUUAUCACCCCUUGAAGGGACUAGAGACUAAAGCAGUUUAGUCCUUGUUUUAGUCCUACUAUUUGGCAAUUUAUAGACUAAAUGAGACUAAAAUGGAGGGACUAAUCUUUAGUCCUUGGAACCAAACAGGCCCUUAACCCGAAGGUAAUUGAGAUUGCGAAGAAGAUGAAAGAGGAGAGGGUCAAGUUGUUUACUUCAGAAUAUUUUGCUUACAGAUGAUACGACUAGAUCAAAUCAGUUGCAUUGGUCCUCCCAGGACAAACCAUGCUCCGGAGACAGAGGCGGCAGAGCUGGGGCAGGAGCAGAGCCAUCACAGAAAUUCUUGUCUCCAGUCCAUUAAAAAUCCAUGCAUAAGCAGCCGCGAGAGGUCUCAGACAGAUAAGAUGGUCGACGGCAUGGACUUCGAGGAGCUCUGCAGCGACUUCGAAUGCAUAAGCAGCCCCUACGUGGAGUCCAUAAUGAGGCAGGUCGCGCGGGACAUCUUUGAGCUUCGCGAGGAUAACCGCGCAUUCAGCUGCUACGCCGUCCCCGUGAAGUAUGAGGCUCCUUCCUGAUGAUAAUUUAUAAUGAUAAAUCGAGGAAACUCCAAUAAGUUUCCUUCCUUUUUUUCCUUUCGUUUUUCUCCCUUCUCUGAUUUUUCACUGUGGAGGGACUGGACUUCCGACAAAGGAAAUCACAACAUUGUAUAUGAUUGACUUGUAAUAUGUUAGUAAAUAUGUCUGUACGUUAUGACAAGAGAUAUAACUUGUUUUAGGGCUAGUUUGGUAACUUCAUUUUUUCAAGGAAUUUUUUCAUUUUUCCGAGGGAAAUUAGUUCAUUUUUUACAGGAAAAAUGUAAAUCCCUUGAGAAAAAUGAGUUGCCAAACUAGCUCUUAUCUAGAUAAUUUGUAGCUCAAAA